AUGCCUGCGAGGUCGAGCUUACUCGACACGAGGACGGCCAAUCCUCACUACGCGGCAUUGGCUCAAGUGCGGGAGCACCUCGCACCAACACUGCAGAGAGUCAAGGGGAGCUCGCACGGCCUAGCGGUUGAUGACCGUGCGCUGAAGGAGGCAAAGGAUCAGGUGGCGAAGACAAGAGCGGAGCUAGUCGCGAAAGGUCUCGACGAGGACAUGUACACGGCAGCCUUUAUGCAGGGGACACACCCAGAAGACGGCGGAGGCACCGGCACACCGUUCAUCACGCUAGGUGACGGCAACUGCCUGUUGAACGCGGUUGCGCUGCAGUAUGUGAGGGCGGAGGGGCGGGCGGCUCACGUCCUCCCGCUCGAAGUUGUCGACGAGAGGUAUGCUGACAUCCGUAAAUGGACAGCGGCUGGCGUCGCUCCGACGGACAUCUUCAAACUGCUCGAAAUGGAUCACGACGGCAAGAUCUUGGACAAAGUUUGGAAAAGGAAGGAGAGGAGGGCGACUUUGUCGAAAGUCGAAGCUGCGCUGGCCAAUGAUGGCAACCCACGUCCUGAUGGCGGGGAGGACCCUUUUCCAAAGUGUGUCGUCUCCCUCCAAUUUCCGACUCCUUUCAAGGUGUACAACGCCAUCCACAAGGUUCAAGACGAGUUGUACUCCACGCCCGAGGACGGCGCCGAUUUCCUGGCGAAGUUGGGAGCAGAACCGGGGAUGUUCGUCAAGCGCACUUUCGACGAUCUGGGGAGGAUCGUGAAUGUGUUCUGGGCCACCGUGGACCAACAGGAGAAGAUGUCGAGGUUCGGCGGCUGUGUCCAGAUGGAUACAACCGUGUUUACGAAUAGGUUGAACAUCUCGUUCGGAGGGUGGUGGGGACACACUCUCUUCCGACCCCUGUAUCAAGGAGGUCCUUCGCGUGAUCCGGUCUAUGCCGUGUUCACAACCUAUUCAACUGCGGACUACCUGCCGACCUUCGCGGAUGCAGCCGGUUUGGUGCAACAAGUGGGCAUGAGUGGAUUGCCAACUCUGAACCACUUCGUGGCGAUGUCCCCUGACAGGGCAGUAGACAUGAACGCCCUCGCCGUGCAGCGGUUCGAGGACAGGCUACGGAGCGCGACGGACACCUACCGGGGGGCUGUUUCUGUGCUCAACGUAGCAACGCAGAAACCGGACCAGGAGGAUGCUCUCCUCCGUGACAUGAAUGCCGAGGUGAAGAAGGAGGGGUUGGGUGACGGGGAGAGGGGUGGAAGGGCGGGGGAUUCUCGCGACAAAGGGCGCAGCGGGGGUAAGCUCUCCCGCGGCGACCUCAACGAGGACAAGGGUGGUGACGGGGACGGGUUAGGGGGGAGCGUCGAGCCGCAAGAGGGAAGUGGAGAUGGACCGGACCGAACGGAGGGGGGGGGGCGUGGAGGAACGGACGGUAAGGGUGGGAACGAGACUGCGGGGGGGGGCAAGCCGCAGGCGGCUAAGGCGGCCAAGGACGGCCUUUCGUCGGGCGGUCUCGCAGAGAAUAGUGAGGACGCGAAGCUGCAGACCCGGCUCCUACGCAGGAAAGCUCACGGGUUAAAAAAACUCGCUGCGACUCGGGAGGCACGGGGGGACUUUGGAAUAGGUGUGGGUACUCGCCUUUACACGGGAUCAUGGGCCGUUCGCCCCGAUUGGGGGACAGUCAUGAGGGAGAACCCCGACGAAGAAGGGAAUGUAGUGUCGUAUGACGUCCUCAUGGACGCAGACCCUCGCGAGUCAACCAUGAGCGUCGACAAUGUGAAGAUGGACGUAGAACAUGCGAGGAAGGAAGUGAAAAGCAGUGCGCGGGAAGGCAGGGGGGCGGGCGGGCGGGACGGGGACAAUAAGAACGAGACAUCGGGUUCCGAGGUGGGGUCAGGAUCCGACGAGGGUGGGAAGGGCAGCCAAUCAGGCGGGCGGAGACGGUCAGGGCCUGAGAAGGCGGAAGCGAAGGGGAGCGGGUUAGAGGGCGCGCGUAAAUCCGGCGACAGGGAUUCGGGCGAGUUGUCGUACGAAGGAGGCCGGGACAAGAAGAGCAAAGAAGCGACGGAUGAUCCGGAUGAAGACGGAGGUUCGGACGGCUUCUCCUCCCAUGACGACGAAGACGAGCAAAGCGACACCAACAAGGGCCGGAAACCCGGCAGCGGAAAGAGGACGGGGCAGGACGCGCACGAUGACACGGACGAAGAUACGGACGAGGAAACGGGCCGGUGGGGUGGCGGGGAUUGCGGCGGCAUAGCGAGAGUCGGUCGCUCGUUCGACCUCAAGGAGACGCCGUGGGAAACGUGGGAAUACGCUUUCUCCACGCUUAUCGGGGAAUUGAACGAAGCAGGCCAUCUAACCGUGCAGAAGAGGAGACGCAAGCAGACGACCGACAAGAGCAGACACAACCUAUGCGAGAUUGUCUGCAGACACUCCGGGGAGGCGCGGGUGCGCCCAGCAACUCGUGAGGGGCGGAAGAGGAGGAACUGCAAACGAAGGAGUGCUGUUAUUGGGUGCCCUUUCAAGAUCACCAUGACGUGGCGAGUCGGGGCUACCAACCCCACCAUAACCUCGUCCUACUGCGGGCACAACCACGAUCCCCGGGGGGCCGUUUCAAGAGCUCAGGCUCACGUCCUCCCGCUCGAAGUUGUCGACGAGAGGUAUGCUGACAUCCGUAAAUGGACAGCGGCUGGCGUCGCUCCGACGGACAUCUUCAAACUGCUCGAAAUGGAUCACGACGGCAAGAUCUUGGACAAAGUUGGGAAAAGAAAGGUGUACAACGCCAUCCACAAGGUUCAAGACGAGUUGUACUCCACGCCCGAGGACGGCGCCGAUUUCCUGGCGAAGUUGGGAGCAGAACCGGGGAUGUUCGUCAAGCGCACUUUCGACGAUUUGGGGAGGAUCGUGAAUGUGUUCUGGGCCACCGUGGACCAACAGGAGAAGAUGUCGAGGUUCGGCGGCUGUGUCCAGAUGGAUACAACCGUGUUUACGAAUAGGUACGUCUGGGAUAAUGUCACCGUUCCAGAACGCUCCGUCCCGUCCUAGCCAGCUUCUUUGCUUCGGUAUCCCCUUCCCCCCUCCUCCAUUUUCAUUUUUUACUGACCAUUGUUGUAGUAUUUCGGGUCUUCAACUUUAGGUGUGCAGUGCGGCAGGUGCCUAACACUGUGAGCGGGAACUUGGGGUCUUCUAUUUGUCUUCUUCGUCUGAAUGAUCUCUUAAUAUCCUCCCUCAGAUGCUGUCCCAGCACCGGAGUGGGUUCAAUCAAGCCUCUGCGGGGAAUCCGCAGAUGGGAUAGAUACGUGCCUAGGGAUACUCAACUGCCGUUUCAUGCCCUACAAACCGGCUACCUCCAAUACCAUUACACUAUGCGUCGUCCUG
Messenger RNA from Ectocarpus sp. CCAP 1310/34, 3366 nucleotides. The record is from the annotation of a GenBank genome assembly. Lineage: Eukaryota; Phaeophyceae; Ectocarpales; Ectocarpaceae.